This is a messenger RNA of Erythranthe guttata (spotted monkey flower), 1540 nucleotides long. Lineage: Eukaryota; Viridiplantae; Streptophyta; Magnoliopsida; Lamiales; Phrymaceae. The record is from RefSeq and is a predicted model, not a curated record.
GUGUUAAACGCACACAAUAUAUUGUUUAGUUGUAACAAAAUCCGGAUCACUCACACACACUAAAACACACACAAUUGUCAUUCCUGAAUAAUGAUCGUAACCAUAAUAAUAUUAAAAAUUAAAAAUCAUUUCUUCACAAGCUAAGGAAGAGGGAUGAAAACUUUGGCGAGUUCAUAUGAUUUGAAGCUGUUUAUGUGCAGCAAUAAUAAACAACAGAGAGAUACAGCAGUGUUGUGGUGGUCAAGACAAGAACAUGCUUUUGUUCAACAUCAGAAGGUUGGUGCCGGAGAUUGUUGCUCGUUAGCUGUCUCUUUCCGGCGGAGGUGUAUUCAUCCAGUUACUGCUGCUGCUUCUUCUCUUCAGACAAAUUUCGAAAGCGAAGAAAUCGAGACAAUUAACUCUGGUGCAGAUCAUCCUAAAACAAUCCAUGUCAGAUUCAAAUUACACAAGGAGUGCGAAUUCGGACAGCAAUUUCUAAUAGUAGGGGAUGACCCGAUUAUUGGAUUAUGGGAUCCGUCUGAGGGUGUGCCUUUAAAUUGGUCUGAUGGGCAUCUGUGGACUGCAGAAAUGGAUAUUCCAAGUGGCAAAAUGAUGAAGUAUAAGUUCAUUCUGAAGGGAGAUACUGGAAUUAUAUCAUGGCAGACGGGCCCCGAUAGAAUUCUUGAAACAUGGGAUACUGAUAAGACUAUAAUUGUGUUUGAAGACUGGGAUAACCCUGAACUCCAGCACAUAUUUGAAGAAGAUGAUUUGAAUGACGAGACCUUGAUUUAUUCAGAGUUAUUGAUUCUUGAUGAGGAAUUGAAUAACCAUGGAGAGAGGACAUUUGAACCUAUGGUUGCAGAAAAUAUUACCGAGGAAUCGAGGGAACAAGAUUUGAGUUUUGUAAGUGGUGCUGUAAUAACGGGUAUAACUGAUCAGACAAAGGAAGAAGUUGUGUAUGGAAAUGGAAGUAAUUUGUUAAGCUCGAAAGAUGAAGGUGUUCAUGUUCUAGUUCCAGGUUUAAUUCAGAUGGCUGAGGAAGAAAUGGAAGAAACGAAGCUAAAGCCGGUGGUGGAGAAUAACAGUGUUGAGAGCACGACAGCUGAAUUUGACGAAAUUGAGACGAAGAAUUCUUAUUCGUCAGACAUUGCAGCAUGUCCUUCUGAGUUGACAACAACUAUUAUUACACAAAAAGAAGACGAAGAAGAAAAAGAAGAAGCAGAACAAGAAGAAGAUGAAACAAGUGAAUUGAUGAUUAAGGAUGACGAGAAGGGGCGAUUCUGUGAGAGAGAGCAUAUGGAAGAAGAUAACGUAUUGGAAAGUGCUAUGCAAUGGGGUCGACAAACUCUUCAGAAAUUUCUAGCCAACUUCGGUUUUUCGAUGACAUUGUGAGUGAGUGUGUCUUUUAGCCUCAUUUUCAUCCUAGUAUUGUAUGAAAUGCAUCUCCAAUAACUUGUUUGAGAGUAGUUGGUUAGUGGGUGCUGCUUUUAAAUCAUUUGAUUGGUUUUUGGACGUAUGAUAAAAGUUCCUAUUAUAUGAAAGAAAUCGUGUUCGUCGUUGA